Messenger RNA from Tripterygium wilfordii, 2112 nucleotides. RefSeq names its product probable GTP diphosphokinase CRSH, chloroplastic. The transcript is spliced from 4 exons. The coding region runs from base 77 to 1873 and encodes 598 amino acids. NCBI's taxonomy places the organism in Eukaryota, Viridiplantae, Streptophyta, Magnoliopsida, Celastrales, Celastraceae. Gene Ontology annotation, molecular function: calcium ion binding. Gene Ontology annotation, biological process: guanosine tetraphosphate metabolic process. The record is from RefSeq and is a predicted model, not a curated record.
AUGCUUACUCAACGCUCACGCUCGCGCGCACAAUCAUAUGACCGCGCGUGAUAUAAUCGAAAAUAACCACUAAAAGAUGAGACACGUUAAGCCGUCGGCGUUAUCGAAACCUCCAGCUCUCAGAUUGAGCCAGCGGUUCUGCCAUACCAUGGAGCUCGUCGGUGCCCGAGAUUUCCACCUGCUCCACAACCCAACCCAAGUAGUCCAGAACUUAAAACGUUAUCCUUUAUUAACACUAAUCAGUCCCAGUUCCAGUCUCCCCCGAAUACGGACGUCCUCCGAGAAAGCUGGUGCGGCUACGGCGCUCGAGCAGGUCGGUGGUAAGAUGGUGGUGGAGCUGGUGGGGGCAUUCAACGAACUUACGGAGAGGAUGAAUGUGUUGUCGACGAGCUCUUCCAGGAUACUCUUCAAGUCACUCAAGCUGUCGAUUCCGAUUCUGCAGAGACUGCCUCUUGCUCCCGAUGGCCGUUCUCCCCUAUCCAAGGCCCUUUCCGUUGCUCUUGUCCUCGCCGAUCUUCACAUGGAUGCAGAAGUUAUUUCCGCCGGUAUAUUGAGAGAAGUUAUGACGGCAGGUGCUUUAUCCAUAUCUGAUGUUAGAGACAGGGUAGGUACCGGAACUGCUCAUCUGUUACACGAAAGCUUGCGGGUUUGGAAUAUUUCUUCAAAAGUUGAAGUGUUGGAUGAUGAGACUGCUGCUGCCUUGAGAAAGUUCUGCCUUACAUACUAUGACAUCAGGGCUGUCAUUCUUGACCUGGCUCUCAAGCUUGAUAUGAUGAGACAUUUGGAUUAUUUACCGAGAUAUAAACAGCAAAUGUUGUCUCUUGAGGUUUUGAAGAUACAUGCUCCUUUAGCUCAUGCGGUGGGAACCCAUUACUUGUCGCUGGAGAUGGAGGAUCUCUCAUUUCGCUAUUUGUUCCCAUACUCAUACCUUUACGUGGAUGCAUGGUUACGGAGCCAUGAGACAGGUGGUAAACCUUUGAUUGAUAUAUACAGGGACCAGUUGCUUCAUUCUUUGAAGAAUGAUCCCAUCUUUGUGGAAAUGGUGGAUGAUGUCUCAGUCAAAGGUCGCUACAAAAGCAGGUAUAGCAUCAUGAAGAAGCUCUUGAAAGAUGGUAGGAAGACGGAAGAGGUAAAUGAUGUUCUUGGUUUACGGGUCAUAUUGAAGCCUAGGACUGGAGUGGAUAUGGCUGAACUAGGUGAGCAAUCCUGCUACAGAGUACGUGAAAUUGUUCAAUCUUUAUGGAAAGAAAUGCCUCACAGGACAAAAGAUUAUAUUGCCAUGCCCAAAGCAAAUGGUUAUAGAAGUUUACAUAUGGCAGUUGAUGUCAGUGAGAAUGGCAAGAGUAGACCACUGAUGGAAAUACAGAUACGGACUAUAGAUAUGGACUUGUUGGCAGCCGGUGGAACGGCAUCCCAUUCAUUGUACAAGGGUGGCCUUACUGAUCCUGAAGAGGCAAAGAGGCUGAAGGCCAUAAUGUUGGCUGCAGCUGAACUUGCAGCAUUGCGUCUAAGAGAUUUUCCAUCCACAAACGCCACAUGUGUUGGGAUUGACCAGAGAGAUCGAGUAUUCCGCCUUCUUGACAAGAAUGGUGAUGGUAGGAUCAGCAUUGAGGAACUUAUGGAAGUCAUGGAGGAACUAGGUGCCCCUGGGGAAGAUGCUCAGGAGAUGAUGCAACUCAUUGAUUCAAACAGUGAUGGUUCUUUGAGCACCGAUGAGUUUGAUUUGUUUCAAAAGCAGGUCGAGUUUAUGCGCGGUUUGGAGGCCAGAGAUGAUCAGUACAGGACCAUGUUGGAUGAGAAGCUUCACAUAGCAGACAACAGUGGCUUGAUUCAGGUAUAUAGCAGAGAGCUUGGCAACAGGCUUGCAAGUUAGCCCAUGCUCUCACUUAAUUGACCAGGUUAGGAAAAUAGGAACUUGAAUGUUUCAGAAGUUUUCCUGUGGAUAUCAGUUCUUUGUAUAGCUGAUUCAGAUAUACAGUAUCAUUGUUGGAAGAUAAGAUUAUAGUAAAUCUUCUUAAUGUAGUUUAUGUGUCUUGCUGAUGUUAAGCAAAAGAUAUGGCAUUCAUAGGAAGGCCAUGGGCAAUAUAGAUGAUGGUGAAGGUGGGUUGCACA